Molecule: messenger RNA, 486 nt
Organism: Gracilinanus agilis (Agile Gracile Mouse Opossum)
Lineage: Eukaryota; Metazoa; Chordata; Mammalia; Didelphimorphia; Didelphidae
Gene: SCP2D1
Product: SCP2 sterol binding domain containing 1
Exons: 1
Coding region: 1-486 (161 amino acids)
Cellular component (GO): cytosol
Source: RefSeq, a predicted model, not a curated record
AUGUGGAAGAAGGAAAGAAAGAGAAGCCACCAUCAGCCUAAGAUCAAAGUAGCUGAAGGAGUCUCUGGAACUGGACAAUAUGUGGAGCUAAACUCAGGUCCGGACCCUUCAACACCCAAAUCCAUUCAAGUAACUGAAAUCCGGAGCAACUUAAUAUUUGAAGAAAUCAGCCGUCGGGUCAAAGAAGUGGGCAGCCAACUGGUCAAAAAAGUCAAUGCUAUAUUUCAGUUGGAUAUAACUAAAGACGGGAAGACCAUUGUCCAGUGGACGGUUGAUUUGAAGAAUGGAUCUGGAGAAGUCUACUCAGGAUCAGCAAGGAGCCCAGCUGACACUGUGUUUACAAUUCCUGACCAUAUCUUUAUGGAGCUGGUGCUGGGCAAAACCAAUCCUCAAAGGGCUUUCUUUGCUGGCAAGCUGAAAGUGAGUGGCAAAGUGAUGCUGGGGCAGAAGCUGGAAAAGAUUUUCAAAGACUGUGCUAAAUUCUAA